UUCUUCACCUUCUUAUCAGCAUUAUGUGUGGUUCUUCAUCUUGUAGCAACGGCCCUGUCAGGUCUAAGCUGUGCAGAGCUUCAACUAUUAACAGGAUGUACAAAGCAUCCUGGUACCUUAGUCUGUUACUGCUGUACCUCAUCACUUCCAUGUACCCCCACCGAAAACGCAAUCUCGGUAGAGGGUGUCAAAGAUUGUUCCAUUAUCUCAUCUACAAUACGACUUGUGAUGUUCGUCAUCUGUGUCGCAAAUAUAGUAGCAUGUCUCAUCUGUAUAGCAGCUACUAUUGUUGGAUGUGCGUAUAUUGUCAAGAGGCAUUCUAAUAGAAGGAUGGUAUUACGAAGGCCUCACCACACAGGCAGUAUAGCAAGAGAUUCUUAUAUAAGUGACAUAGGGGGUGUAAUAGACCCUGUGUUUACCCCUCCUUUGGUACCACCACCCCCAUACUCCCCACCUGAAUACACAGAGAUCUCAAAUGAUCCCAUCAUCAUAGAAGGUCCAGAUUUCUUAGAUGAUCUCUCAACACCCACACCGGUCCUACCUGUAGCGCCUCAUGAGAUGCCCCCUCCGUAUUCAACAAUCAACAUCCUUCCUGGUACAACAAUAGAAUGUUCCGUUGCUCAGGAAUUUCAGGUGACAAAUGAAGAGGUAGGCAAUCACUUUCACUUUCUUUCAAUUUUCUUAUUGUCACAGUUUUGGUUCCUGAAUAAACUUUCAACAUUCUUUUUUUUUCAUGAAUGGUAAUUUAGCAUCAUAAAGGCCUGAUAUUUGUUCUCCCACUUAAAGGACAAGUCCACCCCAACAAAAAGUUGAUUUGAAUCAAAAGAGAAAAAUCAAACUAGCAUAACACUGAAAACUUCAUCAAAAUCGGAUGUAAAAUAAGAAAGUUAUGACAUUUUAAAGUUUCGCUUAAAGGGGUGGUCCAGGCCAGGUUUAAUUUAUAUCCACUAGAUAGACAAAAACCUUCUCUUUCCUAUACUAUAUUUUUUUUAAGAAAUAAGAGGCACAGUUAUUUUUUAUUGAAUUUUCAAUUUUGCCAAAAUCAUAUUCUGGCACGAGUCUGUACGAUCCCAGAAUGCAAUGCGCAGCUUUUUCUGUGACGUAGCAUCUCCACUUUGGCUUCGCUGGCUGCUGCUACGAGCGCGAGCGAGCUAGCUAGCUAGCUAGCUAUCGCUCGCACGUAUGCGUAUUGAUCAUCAGCGCCGGCUGCAUACGUACGGUAUUAGCUACAUGUAGUUUUCGACUUGCAUUGAUUGUGGCCACCGUCGACCCUGUAAUUCACAAUUUGUUUGUUUCUCGCCGUUUAUUUCAUAAUUUGAACAAUUAAUAUGUCGGGUCCUGCGGGAUAUGCAUUCCAACCAAGGUGGAAUGCGGAAGAGUUGGAGAACCGUCGAAGAAUAGAAGAAGAAGAGGUCGAGUGGGGAGAAAUGACUGAUGUCGGUGCGGGAACUGCCCGGUGAUGCCGACGGCCAGAGAGAGCAUUUGGUCCUCGCAAACGACUCUACUCGCGUUAUAUUUGUAUGUUUUUAUGUCAAACUUGUCAGUCCCAAUAAUUUUAUUGUGAAGCCACUGGGCACAUCUCUCUCGAUCUCGGAUCGGAUUUGGUAUAGAAAACGCACUUUUAUGGUUAUUUUCUCCCGGCCGAACCGAGCAGCCGUAUGCCUGACACAUAGGCAUAUUGCAGCUGUGCAGUGAGACGUCGCGCGCUGGAUUGUUGCGAAACCAAAGUGGAUAUGGUACGUCACAGUCACGUGACCGAUCUCGCUACAUGUGCGCGAAAUUUAAUUCUUUUUGCCCCAAAUAACCGUUACAAGAAAUGCUCUUAAAAAUCUUCAAAGUCGAGUAAGGAGAUAAUACUUUUUGAAAUGGCUCCUGUAAAUAUUUACUACGGGCUAAAUAUUUUUUGGAGCUGGCCUGGACCACCCCUUUAAUUUCACAAAACAGUUAUAUGCACACCCUGGCUGGUAUGCAAAUGAGGAGACUAUGACGUCAUCCACUCACUAUUUCUUUUGUAUUUCAUUAUAUGAAAUAUGAAAUAUUCUAAUUUUCUCCUCAUUGUCAAGUGAUACAAAGAUUAAUUUCUCCCUGAACAUGUGGAAUUAGCAUUGUUUAAUACUAUAUGGUUCAGUCAAGUUGGUCCUUAUUGUCAAAUCUAUAAAACAUGAAAUAUUGUAUAAUUC
Messenger RNA from Lytechinus pictus (painted urchin), 2180 nucleotides. Its product is annotated as protein ENTREP2-like. The transcript is spliced from 2 exons. The record is from RefSeq and is a predicted model, not a curated record. The coding region runs from base 229 to 744 and encodes 171 amino acids. NCBI's taxonomy places the organism in Eukaryota, Metazoa, Echinodermata, Echinoidea, Temnopleuroida, Toxopneustidae.